AUUUCCCAACAUAUGCACGCUCACUGGGAAGGUCCAGAUUAUUCUAGGAAAGCGAUUCUUGACGUCCCCAGUAGUUACGAGUCCGUCCUCCGUUUGGCGGCUGAGAAAACAAGCCCGAGGAAGGUUUUGGUGAGGUUCGAAAUGGCAACGGAACCUAAGGCAGCGGCUGAGAAUGUGAAAAUUGACCUAUUCGAAGAUGAUGAUGAGUUUGAAAUCAAUGAAGAGUGGGAGGAUAGGGCUGAAGAAAAAGUAGCAGAGCAAUGGGAAGAUGAUUGGGACGAUGAUGAUGUCCAUGAUGAUUUUUCUCAGCAGCUAAGGAAGGAACUGGAGAAUAACAUCAAGAAAAGCUGAUUUCAAUGAUUUCGAAAUUUGUUUUCUGUGGUCUCAGUUGAAUAUUGACCGAUUGCUGUUUAAGACGAGAAAUUCAGAGUCAAUGAUUCUAAGGCUAUGUUUGCCUCGAAAAUAUUCAGAAAAGAGUGAAAGAGAAAUAAAAUUUUCUAUGUUUGAUUCA
Vitis riparia (riverbank grape) is the source of this 511-nucleotide messenger RNA. Its product is annotated as protein DSS1 HOMOLOG ON CHROMOSOME V-like. NCBI's taxonomy places the organism in Eukaryota, Viridiplantae, Streptophyta, Magnoliopsida, Vitales, Vitaceae. The record is from RefSeq and is a predicted model, not a curated record. Gene Ontology annotation, cellular component: proteasome complex; proteasome regulatory particle, lid subcomplex. Bases 13 to 351 code for a protein of 112 amino acids. The transcript is spliced from 3 exons. Gene Ontology annotation, biological process: double-strand break repair via homologous recombination; proteasome assembly; mRNA export from nucleus.